CCCCGCCAGCGCCUCCUUGCCCAGCACCGCUGAGGAGGGACGCGGAGAAGGGGAGGAAGAGCCGGCGGGUGGCCUGAGCGGUGAGCUGGGGCCAGGGGCUGGCCGACCAGAGGAGACCAUCAUGGAGAAGGGCCCGGAGGGGCCUGGCGAGGCCCCGGGCCCAGGGGAGGACGCCAUGUUGGGCACCCCUGAGCCUGGGGAAGAGAAAACGGAGGAGCCAAGAGCAGUAGCUGCUCCCGAGGCGGGAGAGGAAGGGGGUGAGCAGAGCUCAGAGGAAGAUGACGAGCAGGGGGAGUCCGAGGAAGAUGAACAUGAUGACUCUGAGGAAGAUGGAGGUGAGGCAGAGUCGGAGGAGGAGGGAGAGUCUAAGGAGGAGGAAGAGUCUGAGGAAGAUGGUGCCGGGCCGGCAGGGCCAGAGAACGGAGCUGAAGAGAGUGACCGGCGGGAGAGGAAGGGGGUGAGCAGAGCUCAGAGGAAGAUGACGAGCAGGGGGAGUCCGAGGAAGAUGAACAUGAUGACUCUGAGGAAGAUGGAGCCCCUCCUCGGAGCCAAGCAGUUGCCCACGAUGCUUCCCCCGGCAGCCACAGCCCUGGCAACCUCCGCCAAGCCUCCAGGAGCUUUUGUAAAAGAGAAACGGUGCGGUGUGCCAAAGGCGACAGUGGGUGCCAAGGCGCACGAAGAGGUUGAAGAUGCCACCGAGCUGACCAAGCGUGACCGGUCCCACUUGGAGAGCACCCUCAAGCUGAAUGAGGACAAACCUGCAGACGAUUUCUCAGGAGUACUGCAGCGGCUGAGGAAGAUCUACCAUGCCUCCAUCAAGCCCCUGGAGCAGUCCUACAGAUACAACGAGCUGAGGCAGCACGAGAUCACAGCUUACCCCGGACGCACCCUGGGCUCCUCCGCCACAGAUGGGGAGAUCACUUCCAAGCCAAUGGUGCUAUUCCUGGGACCGUGGAGCGUCGGCAAAUCCUCCAUGAUAAACUACCUCCUCGGGCUGGACGACACUCCCUACCAGCUCUACACAGGGGCAGAGCCCACCACCUCCGAAUUCACUGUCAUCAUGCACGGCCCCAAGCUGAAGACCAUCGAGGGCAUCGUGAUGGCUGCUGACAGCGCCCGCUCCUUCUCGCCCCUGGAGAAGUUUGGGCAGAACUUCUUGGAGAAGCUGAUAGGGAUCGAGGUACCUCACAAACUGCUGGAGCGAGUCACCUUUGUGGACACGCCGGGCAUCAUUGAAAACCGCAAGCAGCAAGAACGAGGUUACCCAUUCAACGACGUGUGCCAGUGGUUCAUUGACAGAGCUGAUCUCAUCUUCGUUGUCUUUGACCCUACGAAGCUGGACGUGGGCUUGGAGCUGGAGAUGCUGUUUCGCCAGCUGAAGGGUCGCGAGUCUCAGAUCCGAAUCAUCUUGAACAAAGCCGACAGCCUGGCUACCCAGGAGCUCAUGAGAGUCUACGGUGCCUUAUUCUGGAGCCUGGCUCCUCUCAUCAACGUCACGGAACCACCCAGGGUGUACGUUAGCUCCUUCUGGCCCCAGGAAUACCAUCCAGAUACCCACAAAGACCUGUUCCUCAAAGAAGAGAUAUCGCUCCUGGAAGAUCUCAACCAGGUGAUUGAGAACAGGAUGGAAAAUAAGAUCGCGUUCAUACGCCAGCACGCCAUCCGGGUGCGCAUCCACGCCCUUUUGGUCGAUCGCUAUCUACAGACCUACAAGGACAAAAUGACCUUCUUUAGCGAUGGAGAACUGGUGUUCAGGGACAUUGUGGAAGAUCCUGACAAAUUCUUUAUCUUUAAGUCCAUUCUGGCAAAGACCAACGUCAGCAAAUUUGACCUCCCCAACCGCGAGGCUUACAAGGACUUCUUUGGCAUCAACCCCAUCACCAGUUUUAAGCUGCUGUCUCAGCAGUGUUCCUACAUGGGAGGGUGUUUCCUAGAGAAGAUCGAGAAGGCCAUCACUCGGGAGCUUCCCGAUCUCCUGGGAAGCAUCGGUUUGGGGAAGAAGCCCAACGUUCUCUCCUGCGACAUCACUGGCUGUGGCGAAACCCCAAAGAAUCGCUACAGGAAACCCUAAGGUGUUCUGUAAUAUAACCAUCCGCGUGUUCCUACUGGUGAAUGAGCUUAUGUCUUAUCUGUCCAAGAAGCCGUGGUUUGUUAACCCUUUGAGUGCCACACUGGCAAAGGCUACUGUACGAUGAGGACUUUGAGUCAUUGACAUCGAUGGCAGGGGAAGAUGGGUGGGCAUAAGAAAGAGAAUAAAAACUGUGAAU
Molecule: messenger RNA, 2267 nt
Organism: Cariama cristata (Red-legged seriema)
Lineage: Eukaryota; Metazoa; Chordata; Aves; Cariamiformes; Cariamidae
Gene: SRL
Product: sarcalumenin
Exons: 9
Molecular function (GO): GTP binding
Source: RefSeq, a predicted model, not a curated record